Jatropha curcas is the source of this 1946-nucleotide messenger RNA. RefSeq names its product stress up-regulated Nod 19 protein (gene JHL07K02.3). The record is from RefSeq and is a predicted model, not a curated record. NCBI's taxonomy places the organism in Eukaryota, Viridiplantae, Streptophyta, Magnoliopsida, Malpighiales, Euphorbiaceae.
ACGAGGGAGUAUGGACAACGACCUGCCCGUCAUUUUCUAUGAAAACGGAAUGGUGGAAAAGACGGACACGCCAAUUCAGCAAUUAAAAGCCCCGGGCUGGUAGUGGUGGGAACUGGAAAGUGCAAACAAAGAAAGAUUUGCUUCCUUCCUUACUUGGCGAUUGCAUUAACUACAGCUUCUAUAUAUUGAACUGAUAAGACUCUCCUCUUCUUAUUUUUUUUGGUUAGAAUUGGAUAUUCGAAAUUCAGGAGCAUACAAUUCUCGUUUAAUUUUGGGCAUUAUGGCACACCGGUUGACCGAGAGCUUGCUUCUGUUAUCAAUAUUGAUCUUGGCAUGUGACACAUUAUACUCACAGGCCUUACUAGAAGAGGGAAGUAAGGUAAAGUCUGCCACUUUUCGAUCCCCUAUGUUUGUAUUGGGACCAGGAUCAGUUGAGAACAGAUAUUAUUUCAAUAUUAACUUCCCAAGGGGUCAUAUUGCUAUCAAGAGUUUUGAUGCUGAAGUAGUUGAUGCGGCUGGAAACCCUGUCCCCCUUCACGAAACAUAUCUGCACCACUGGGUUGUUGCCAAAUACUAUAAACGUUUGGAUGUGGAAAAUACUGAUAAGGACAAGUAUAUUUCAGGAAACAACAGUGGAAUAUGCCAGGGUCGUGUUCUUAGACAGUAUUUUGGCCUUGGAUCUGAAACAAGAAGAACAGAUACAUAUGUUCCUGAUCCUUAUGGAAUAGAAAUUGGUAAUCCUGCUGAAAUUCCUGUAGGAUAUGAAGAGAGAUGGUUGCUUAAUGUACAUGCAAUUGAUACAAGAGGUGUUGAAGAUAGGUUGGGAUGCACUGAAUGUCGGUGUGAUCUAUAUAACGUCACAGUAGAUGAAUACGAACGUCCUUUGAGGUCAGAUUAUAACGGAGGGUUACUUUGUUGCUAUGACCGUACACAAUGCAGAGUAACAGCAGGUUUUGAGGGUGCCAGGAGGAAACUCUACCUCCGAUAUAAAGUGAAGUGGGUUGAUUGGGAUAGUUCCAUUAUUCCUGUCAAAAUCUUUAUCUUUGAUGUCACUGACAACAGGGAAAAGCUUAAUGGAUCAACAGGAGUCAGUCUAAGGAAUGGUUGCCAGAUCGAGUAUGAAGUUGAGGCUUGCAGCACAACUGGUGUGACCAGUAAUGGGUGCACUGACAUCAAAAGGACAAGCCUAACCAUGCCAACAGGUGGUUUUGUCAUAUAUGGUGUAGCGCACCAGCACAGUGGGGGCAUUGGUUCAACGCUGUAUCGGAAGGAUGGACGUGUUAUAUGCACCUCAGUACCAACAUAUGGGAAUGGAACGGAGGCAGGAAAUGAGGCAGGUUAUAUUGUAGGAAUGUCCACCUGUUAUCCUAAACCAGGGUCUGUCAAGAUAUCAGAUGGGGAGAAUCUGAUUCUGGAAUCUAAAUACAGCAGUGCUCAAAGGCACACUGGAGUUAUGGGGCUUUUCUAUAUUUUGGUUGCAGACCGAACACCAAGGCAUUCGCCUUUCUAGAUUCUCUUGCAGACUGAAAACACAACUGGCAAUAACUGUUGCUUCUUGGUUAAAGAAGGGGCAAGAUAAUGGCUACCAACCGGUUACGAUGUAAAGUUGGUGUGCAGUGCAGCCUAAAUCUUCAUUUGGCUUACUAGCAUAUGAACGUAAAUAAUGUCAUUAAACUGCUUUUGCUCUUCCCUUCUGAGCUUUUUAUUCUCUUCUAUGAAAGCUAUAUUGUUUGCUGUAUUUUCUUGGCUAAAACAGGAGCUAAUGUGGUAAACAUAAAUAAAUAAACUGUUGUGCAAGAGCUCAUUCUUGGUCGUAUGUUCUAUCCUCCUCCCCAGCAUUCUAAUUGUAAUUUGUAGUAUCUGCCCUUAUGGGUUGAGCUGCCCUUAAUGGGCUUUAAUGUAAUUUACAUUUGAGAAUGGAAGUGUGUAAGUCUGCUUUAAUUGCA